Molecule: messenger RNA, 4293 nt
Organism: Tuber melanosporum (Perigord truffle)
Lineage: Eukaryota; Fungi; Ascomycota; Pezizomycetes; Pezizales; Tuberaceae
Exons: 3
Coding region: 1337-3232 (631 amino acids)
Biological process (GO): regulation of transcription by RNA polymerase II
Molecular function (GO): DNA-binding transcription factor activity, RNA polymerase II-specific; RNA polymerase II cis-regulatory region sequence-specific DNA binding; protein dimerization activity
Source: RefSeq, a predicted model, not a curated record
GUCAAGCAGAGAGACGCAGGACGAGAUCGAGUAGCAGCAACCUGCAUAAUUUCUCCGGUCCAGUCAAAACUUCAGCCCUCAAUCCUUUCUACCCUCUCUGCUCACCCACCUUAACCCCUACCCACCUACCCACCUACCUCACACAUACCUCCAUACCCUACCGGCAACAUAUAUCAUACAUUCUCCUGAUUUUCCUCCCUGUCCUCAUACAACCUUACGUCGUUGUCUCCACCCCAGACAGUUUUUAUCGCUUUCGAUAUCUCUUCUUGUCACUCCAAGUGUUGCCCGCCGCCCCUGUGUGCUCAAGAGGCUCGCCGCUGUGUCAGCAACUACAGAACCACACCUCUUUUUUUUUCUUCCUCUUUUCUUUUCCCUUUGCUGGUAACCGCCUGCAACCUGGGUCUGGUUGUUCCCUUCUCAAAUCGCACGCUUCCCGUCCGUCGUAAUCCUGCAGCAUUUCCCUCCUCCGCUGUACAGUACCCCUACAAACACGAAAUCGGUACAGUACCCGCCAUCUUUCUUUCUAGAACGGGCGCCCAACUUUUUCUAGCGACAGUCCCGUACCGCUAGCUUGGUGGUGUCUUUUCCCGAACCAUUUCCCUGCUAGCCAAUUCGUUGCCUAGCACACAUUCCCUUUCCCUGAACCAUUUUCUACCCCCUUCCCACCACUACAGUGCACCCCUGUUGCCCCUCCCCCUCCUCUACAUUUACAGCUCCACCCCCCCCCUCCAUCUUCGCUCCCAUACACACCACACACACUACAUCCUCUCUGGUCUUACUUUCGGGGACAGAAAAUAAUAAGUUCAACAACUCGGACACACGCACCCCCUUCCUCAUCCCUCUUGUAGACUCAUCCUUUCCCCUUCCCUCGACAUCUUCGUAGUCCUGAACCUCCCGACUUCGCUGAUCUGCACUUUGUCACCUGUUUGGAAAGCUAUCCUGUCGUCAGUCACCUGGCGAGCUAUUAAAGUCGGCCUACAUCCCAAUUCCACUGCUUCUCUUGACAACGCACGAAGACGCACGAAUCCACUCCCACCACUUCAACGUCUUCCUCUUCGUGGUUCUCGCAGUCCCCGAAAUUGGUUACCAUUCUACCUAGCAUUGGAUAUCGGAUCCUAUUGUUCAACGUGUGCCCAGGUUUCAGUCACCAAGACAACAGUUGAAGAAAAGAAAGCUAAGAUUAAAAGCGGUACCGCAUCGAACUAGAGGUUGUUUCUCGGUUCCUGAAAGUUGUACGGGUACCGUCAGAAGUUGGCAAGUGGACACAAGAGACCUCUUGCAUCGACAUAUUGCCCCUUGGGGUAUCAAAUAUUAAAGUCGGAAAACGUGGCUCACUAUGCCAGUCACAAUGCCCUUUUCUAGUCCGUCCGCAUUCAAGAAGAAUACUGCGACAGAUUUAAGGGUCGACAUCCCGCACAUUGCCAACGGCAUGCAGGCUUACAAUUCAAAUUCCUCGCAUAACGGAAUGGGUAGCGGAAAUGCUCCCUAUCACCACCACCCGGACGCAUAUAACAUGCCCGGUCACCAGCAGUUCCACCAACAAGGUGGCUUCAAUGAGCCAAAUUAUAAUGCUGGCGACGGCAGCAUCGACCCGUCUGACUUGACCAUGUCUCCCUCGAUGCCAAUACAGCAGAAUGGGGGUUUUAUGGAGACAUAUCCUAACUAUUCGUCCGGCAAUAAUAAUGUGGGUUAUAUGGGUAGUGGUGGGGCCGUCGAUGAUGAAGACCUGCUUGCCCUUGGCAACCUGGACGAGCGUCACCAUGUCCAAAAUAACGGACAGUUUGGAAUAGACCACCACCAGGAGCAAAGGCAUGGGCAUGGCGAUGACUACUCCUCCCUGCAGCAUUUCUUUCCCGACAUGGAUGGGGGUGGGGAUAGAAGCGCAACCGGGGAAAACGGUGCAUCGACUGGUGCCACAAAUGUUGACCCGGCAUAUUCUCACACACCUGAUAACAACCCUUCGACUGAAUCCCCCUUUAUUCAUUCAUUCCCCCCUCAACAGUUCCGGCAAUUGCAGCAUCCUUACAACGGAGCAACUGCUGAUACACCCUCUUCAUACAACGCCUCUCCGGUUAUCGGGUCAGAUUCAACACAAGGGACCAACUUUGACCAGUAUAUGGCCCCUGGAAAGCGAAAGAGUCGGCCAGUUUUGGAAGGAAACGGCUCCCGUAAAAGCCCCAACUCGCGAUCUCCACAUACCCCCAAGACCCCGGGUAUUGGCUCUCUCUCGCUUGGCGGUGAAUCCUCGAGCGUCCCUGCCCAACCCAUCCAGACCUCCCAUAUGGCUUCCCACCGCCAUCACAAAUCCCUCUCGAACCAGUGGGACGGGACACCGGGCUCGCAAAUCUCUUAUAUUGACUCGCCCCUCUCCUCUCCAGGAGCCUCCCAUGUUCAUCCUCAAAUCUCGGACGUUUUUAAAUCGGGGAAGCACGCUUCGCUGCCAGCGAAAGUUGAGAACCAGGUCGGCGCAGGACCUGCUUUCCAAACUCAGGAGGCAAAGAGACGUCGUCGACGAGAGAGCCACAAUAUGGUUGAGCGUAGGCGCCGUGAUAACAUAAACGAGCGUAUCCAAGAGCUCUCCCAUCUAGUUCCUCAGCACCGACUUGAAGAUGAGAAGGUCCGAAAGCAUCUGGUGAACAAUGGCUCUUUGUCGCCUUCGGUCGGCCCGAGUGGGAGCCCCCCUCGUGCCACCUCUAUGUUAGCUGGGGGUGUUGGUCGAAGGGCAAGCGGUGUCCCUACUUCUGCCGGAAUUACUGGUGAGGAGAAGGACAAGGGCCCUAACAAGGGCGAUAUUCUCAAUGGCGCUGUCGGCUGGACACGGGACCUAAUGUGGGCUCUUCAUGCAAAGCUUGAACAAGAGAAGGAGCUACGGGAACUCGUUACCAGACUAGGCGGAGCGUACCCAUUCGAGCAGACUGAGGACGAUAAGCGUAUGUCGUCUGAAUUAUACACCGCCAUUGAAAAGAAUGGUGUCCAAAGCUUUCACUACUCCCGAGCGCCCGGGUCCACAUUGAGGGUGCCUGGAUACACUGACUACGCAGGCAAUGCGGUGGGUCCUGGAGGGAAUGUUCUUUCCCCACGUGUCAGUCCAUCGCGCUCGGGUGGAAAACCUUCUCAGAAUGGAGGAUCCUCUCGGGGAACACCCCAGCAACAGUCACAGUUUUGGGGCCAGAAUGGCGAUGGCAUGGCGUUCAAAGAGGAGGAUGAAUAUAACUCUAUGGACAUGUCAUAACCUUUUGUGAAGACGAUAGUACCUGUACAACUUCCCCUUUAUGGGCGACACUGCCGGUCAUUCUAGAACAUCCCGGCUGUACACGUUAUAAAACUUCCUGGAGCAUAUAGUCUUGGGCGAGCGUACGGUUAGUAUUAUGUCUUUUUUUCCAUUUUCCAUUUUUUUCUUUUCGCUAUUGGAUGUUCGUCAUACCGCCUUCGCAACCCGCGGGAGUAUAUGGAGUCGGAUGGGCUUUUUGUAAGUUCUGUUGUAUUAGGAGGAUUCCCUAUUUUUGUGCGUCCUUGUUACGCGAUACCAGCUCUCUCUUUCCAUUUUAGUUUCUUCAAUGUCCCGCUUGCGACGAGAUUACGAUGAAUAGUUGCAGCAUGUUACACGAAGAAUCUUCUCCCAGUUCCCCCCCCCUAUUUAAGCUAUCCUACUCUUUCAUAUACUUAAUACGUUUCUCGUGUAUAAAUAGGGUAGGAUAUCAUAUGGUUCCUCCUACUUGUUUUUCAUUCUUCUAUGCCUUUCUUUUAUGUGAGUUUACCGGAUUUUAUUUAUUUCCCUCAUUUUUCUUGGGGGGGUUUAUACGGAUCCUGUAACGGCUUUCUUGGUUUCCCAUGCUUUUCACUAGUUCUUUUCUUUCCUCGUUCCGUUUUGCUUUUUUGGCUUGCAUGAAGAUUUUGUUAUUUUCCAUUUCUCUCUUCCAUUCCAUAUUCCCUUCGUAUCAUUUCCUACAUACUUUUCCCUAUCUGUUUACUUUUACUUUUCGUUUUCAUUUAUUUCCCCUCAUUUCUUUCUCUCUCCCUUUCCUCCCUUUCCUUUCUUCCAUCAACGGUGUAACGAGGGCUUUAUUCAUAAGUUAAUCUCAAAUAUUUCUCUAUCUAUUCCUAGCUGGCUUUUUUUUUGAUUACCAACCUUUCGUUCCCCAGGGCGGCAUCUUACCCAGUCGUCUUUUAACUAUUUUUUCUUCUUUUUUCUUUUUCUUUGCGCUAUUCAUUCCAAGGUUAGCUGGCUUGCGGACCCCGUACCUACCUACUUCACUUAAAUUUCGGAAGCUAAAUCCGUCUUAAACCUUCUCA